UGUUUCCAUGGUAACGGAGAGCUGCCUAUGAGGAGAUGGUAUCUAGAUAAGGACACCUUUUCCCAAGGAUCUUUAUAGCCCCCCAAGGGUAGAAUAUGGAAGUUUGAUAGGAGCCUCUCACCUCUUAUCUUUGACUUCCUUGGAAAUUGUAAGAGUGGUGCUAACUUGAUCCCUUUGGGGGUGUUUCUAGGAUGGGUCACAAGCUCUGAUCUACCCACAAUUUUUCAUUCCUGAAAACUUCAUGGGAACAGCUUCAUCAACUAGCAUUAUUCUGGUGUGGCAUCUUAGGGGAGAUAAACACAGCCAAAGUCAUUUGAGAGAAUUCCAGGAAAAGGUUCAGCCUUGAAACUAAAUUCCCUACUCUUCAAUUGGCCACCAUGUCCGACACCUCUUUGAUAUACUGCAGCUGCUGGGACCCUCGAAACCUGGGACCAAAGAAGCUCAUUAGGACUAUCCCGUUCUCCGCCGCCAGAGGGAAACCCAAAUUGUCCCCUAUAUCAGCCGCCUUGAAGGAGCGAAAUUACUUCUUACCACCACAAAUUAAGCCUUUCAGUGGCCCAAGAGGAAAGGUACUCACCCGAAAGUAUGCUUUGCACAGAGAAAAGAAAAUGCCUGAAGACACUGUAAAGGUCUCUCCUGGAUUUUCCUACUCUCAAAGUGAAGACGAAAUCUCAGUUUUGCUGGGAGAUGAGAUGUUUGAAAGGUCAAAAAAACCUAAAGAUAAGCCCGUAGUCAAAGCUUUACUGCCCAGGUCAGAUUUCGUGGCUGACUUAGAAAAUCAGAUCAUGGAACUAACUUCAAUAAUAGAGCAAAUGAACAGAGAUCAUCAAAAUGCUCAGAAACUGCUUAGAGAAGAAAUGGAACACCGGUACAACGAACUCCAGAAAGAAUUUGAAACUAGCAAGAGAGAAUUCAAGGAGACUCACACUUUAGAACUUGCUGCUCUAGAGGAAAAGUAUAAAUCAUCCCUGAAAAUGGAGAAAACAAUCGCACAAGGAAAGCUAGAGGGUAUGGUGAAAGAGUACAAGUAUUUGAAGAAUAUGUUCCGAAUGUACCAGGACAGCAUUGCAGAUGAAAUGGAAGAGAAGUGGUCAAGGCGAAAGGUAGAAUGGGAGAAGAAUGAAAAAAUGGAACGUGAAAAAGUCUUGCUGCAGCAAAAAUACAGAUUAACCAAGAAAUUUGAGGUAGAUGUAGAGGAAGAAAAGAGAAAACUUGAAGAUCUCCAUCUCCAAACCUGUGACAAGUUCAAUAAGGAGAGAGAGGAAUUCGUGAAACAACAUGAUGUAGACCUAAUACAAUUAGAAGAGCUGCAGAAAGCCAAGGAGAUUGUGGAGGAAGAAUUGCAAGGACAGUCUCUUAUUUUAGAAUCAUUGAACGCUUCAUUGUACCAUACUCAAGUGGACCUCCAAAAAGAGAAAAACAAUGUACUUCAACUGGAGCAACUCCUCCAAAAGAAGCUUAAUGAAAUGGAGGAAAAGUAUAAAUUUAUAACGCAGAACCUGACAGAGGAAAAUACAGAAUUGAGGCAUAUGCUAAUCCUAAAGAAUGAAGAGCUUUUCCAAGAAAGGAACAAGCAAGUUAAGCAUGAAAUCUCUUAUCAUGACAGUUUUAUUGAGAAUGAAAAUCAAAACAAAAAGGAAAAAAGUUGACUGUCCCCCAGAGUCUGGAGAAUUAGUGUAAAGAACUUCCUCACAGGAAUGCCCAAGACUCGUUCAAUUCUUGGGGUAGCAUAUUUUUGUUUUUGUUUUCACAACUUAACUUUAACUCAGAGUUGUUGGAAACAUAAAUGCCAUUGAGCCAAGAUUUUCUUUCUCCAACUACCCCCACUUUGUAUUCAUCUAUUGAGCCUUAUUGUUCUUUUGAUUCCCUGCCCAAUGAUGGCUGAACAUUUUGAUGAUGAUAACACAAGGAAUGUUUUCCCUUCACCAACAUUUAUAGAUUAUUAAAUUAAUUUUUCAUUCUGCCCUUACCUAUUACACUAGCUAUAAAAGAUAUAUGUAUGCUUGAUCAUAUCUUUCAAAUGUUAAAGCUGAAAUGGAUCUCCCCAUUUUCCAGAAGAGGAAAAUAAAGACCCAAAGAGACUUUCCCAAAAUAACACAACCAUCUAGUGGUAAAUCCAGAAUUAGGCCUCAGAAUUCCCACUCCAAGCCCAAUAUUCUUAUAAUAAUUGCCACACUUUCCCGUUACCCAACCUUUUCAAAAUCAGUUUGUUAGAAAGCAAUCUUAUUUAUGAACUUGAUAUCAAAAAUAUAUCCUUGAAUCUAGAGUGGCAUGGUUUAGUAAAGAAGGUGCUAAACUAGGGGCCAGAUAACCUGAAUUUAGGAUUCUGGUGCUGCCACUAACUUAUUGGAUGAUCCUCAUCCUCAGGUGAUCCUUGACUCUCUCUAGGUCCCAGGUCAUCAACAAAAAUGUAGGUCUUGGGCAAGAUAAGUCCCAAGAUCUCUUUCUAGCUCCCAAUUCUCUCCAGUUCACUCCAACAUUCAAUAAACUAUAGCUUGGCAAAAAGUUUUUGUGGUUUCUGCAAUCUAUUAUCCAGAAGUUUAUGACUUUGGGGAAACAAUCAUUAGCAAGAUCUAGAGUCAUGAUGAUUGUCUCAGGAAAUUCUGAAGCUAGGAAUAGUCUACUGAAUUGAAAAAAUAUCGGAGUGAAUUAGAUGCUUCCAGCAAUGCUCACUUUCAAGUCCCUCGUUAUAAUUUCAUACAUGAACCUUGAAUAAAAGGUUGAAAAUAAA
Messenger RNA from Monodelphis domestica (gray short-tailed opossum), 2731 nucleotides. RefSeq names its product flagellum associated containing coiled-coil domains 1 (gene FLACC1). Lineage: Eukaryota; Metazoa; Chordata; Mammalia; Didelphimorphia; Didelphidae. The record is from RefSeq and is a predicted model, not a curated record. Gene Ontology annotation, cellular component: cytoplasm.